Molecule: messenger RNA, 1426 nt
Organism: Glycine soja
Lineage: Eukaryota; Viridiplantae; Streptophyta; Magnoliopsida; Fabales; Fabaceae
Product: transcription factor BHLH089
Exons: 6
Coding region: 226-1047 (273 amino acids)
Biological process (GO): regulation of DNA-templated transcription
Cellular component (GO): nucleus
Molecular function (GO): protein dimerization activity; DNA-binding transcription factor activity
Source: RefSeq, a predicted model, not a curated record
AUUAUUAAAUAAGAACUCCUUUACCACUUGUAGAGAGAGUUAUACUAUAAAGUAUAAACCCACUGCGCGCACCAUUCUCCACUGUCCAAGGAGAUCAAGCACCAAACCCAACACACACCUCUCUCUCUCUCUCUCUCUCUCUUGUGCUGUUGUUCUAUUUCUCAUUCUUUCGCAAGUGAAUGUUGAACUGACUCUGCGGUUCGGUUCGGUUUUUUUUUUCUGUUUAUGGAUCCGGGCGCGAUGAUGAACGAGGGUUCCUUCGCGAACAAUGCGAGCGGUAAUACGGCGCCGUUUAGCUUGGCGGAGAUCUGGCAGCAGUUCCCGCCGGCGAUUAGUGGCGGCGGUGGAUUGGGGCUCAGAAGCCCGCAGUUCGGUCACGGGCCAGGAGGGCAGUUUGGGGAUUUCACCACCGGGCCGAGCCACGGACUCGGACCCAGUAACAGCAGAAAGCGGCGCGACUCCGAGGAGGACGAUUCCGCUAAGGGCGUGUCCACCAGCAAUGCCGUGAAUGAGGGUGAUGGAAAACGUGUUAAAGGGAAUAGGAACGAGGGUGGUGGUGAUGGUGGUAAUAAUAAAGGUGAAGGUGAAGUCAGUUCAGGAAAGCCUGCGGAGCAAAGCGCUAAGCCAGCUUCGGAGCCUCCGAAGCAAGACUACAUUCACGUUCGAGCCAGAAGGGGUCAAGCCACUGAUAGUCACAGUCUUGCAGAACGAGCUCGAAGGGAAAAGAUUAGUGAAAGGAUGAAAAUUCUUCAGGAUUUGGUCCCUGGUUGUAAUAAGGUUAUUGGGAAAGCAUUGGUCCUUGAUGAGAUAAUUAAUUAUAUUCAAUCUCUUCAGCGCCAAGUUGAGUUUUUGUCAAUGAAGCUUGAAGCAGUGAAUUCAAGACUUAACUCUGGUAUUGAAGCGUUUCCUCCUAAAGAUUUUGGUCAGCAAGCAUUUGAUCCUGCUGGCAUACCAUUCGGUUCGCAAGCUCCAAGAGAGUAUAGCAGAGGUUCUUCACCAGACUGGUUACAUAUGCAGAUAGGAGGUAGUUUUGAAAGAACAACGUAGUCUACGAGAUCCCUUGGUAAUAAAUACAUAAACCAGUGGUAUUCCAUUACUCAGGGAAGCAAGUACAAUGGGCACCUCAUUCCCAUUUUCUACACUAGGCAUGGAGCUGUCACUGUUUUUCACAGGACUGCUUCAGUUUCUAUUUAAGCAUCUCCAUAUGUUGGUGUGUUGGAAAAUGAAUUCAUUUACUCAAUAUAUGUAGUAUAGUGGACUUUUAGGCUUUGUAUUCUGCUACUCAACAUAACCCUUAAAAUGAUCAUUCUUCUUGUAAAAGAAUGCUGCUUCAUCUUAAUACAUGAUGCUUACAGAUUGUGUAAUACUCUCAAUAUUGGGGUUUGUGAAGCAAUGUUGAAUAAAUUAACCUCAUAGUACUGUACAA